AUGUCGUGGAUCUGUGGUCAGAGGGUGGACAGGACCGAGGUGAUCCGCAGCUGCAUCAACCCCACCUUCUCCAAGGUGUUCACGCUGGACUUUUACUUUGAAGAGGUGCAGCGUCUUCGCUUCGAGCUGUACGACAUCAGCAGCAGCCACAACGGCCUGAAGGAGGCCGACUUCCUGGGAUCAGUGGAGUGCACGCUGGGCCAGAUUGUGUCUCAGAGGAAACUGUCCAAAGCUCUGCUCAGACCAGGAGGCACCGUGGGCAAAGCCAUUAUCACGAUCACAGCUGAGGAGCUAACAGGGAACGAUGACUACAUUGAGCUGUCCUUCAGCGCCAGGAAACUCGAUGACAAGGACUUCUUCAGUAAAUCAGACCCGUUCCUGGAGAUCUACAGGUUAAAUGACGACGCCACACUGCAGCUUGUCCACAGAACAGAGACUGUUAUGAAUAAUCUGAAUCCGGUCUGGAAAACCUUCAAGGUUUCUCUCAACUCGCUGUGCAGCGGAGACCAGGAGCGCAAACUGCAGUGCAUGGUGUGGGACUGGGACUCAAACGGGAAACACGACUACAUCGGGGAAUUCGAGGCCACGUUCAAGGAGAUGAGAGGAGCGAUGGACGGACGACAGGUCCAGUGGCCGUGCAUAAACCCCAAGUACAAGGUGAAGAAGAAGAAUUACAAGAACUCCGGGAUCGUUAUUCUCAACCAGUGCAAGAUCAUUAAGAUGCAUUCCUUCCUGGAUUAUAUCAUGGGAGGCUGUCAGAUCCAGUUUACAGUAGCCAUCGACUUCACCGCCUCCAACGGAGACCCUCGCAACAGCUGCUCGCUGCACUACAUCCACCCCUACCAGCCCAACGAGUACCUGAAGGCGCUGGUGGCUGUGGGAGAGAUCUGCCAGGACUACGACAGCGACAAAAUGUUCCCGGCGUUCGGCUUCGGAGCUCGGAUCCCCCCCGACUUCAAGGUCUCCCACGACUUCGCUGUGAAUUUUAACGAGGACAACCCGGAGUGUGCAGGGAUCCAGGGCGUGGUCGAGGCCUACCAGACCUGCCUGCCCAAGCUGCAGCUCUACGGGCCCACCAACAUCGCCCCCAUCAUCCAGAAGGUGGCCAGCUCCGCCUCGCAGGAGCUGCACACCAAGGAGGCCAUGCAAUACUUCAUCCUGCUGAUCCUGACGGACGGCGUCAUCACCGACAUGGCCGACACCAGGGAGGCCAUCGUCCAGGCCUCCCACCUGCCCAUGUCCGUCAUCAUCGUCGGCAUCGGGAACGCCGACUUCAGCGACAUGCAGAUGCUGGACGGCGAUGACGGCAUCCUGCGCUCGCCCAAGGGAGAGCCCGUCCUGCGGGACAUCGUCCAGUUCGUCCCGUUCCGCAACUUCAAACACGCGUCUCCGGCGGCUCUGGCCAAGACCGUCCUAGCAGAAGUGCCCAACCAGGUGGUCGACUACUACAACAGCAAGGGCAUCAAGCCCAAAGUGCCCAGCGAGUACCAGUCUUCCAGGCCGUUUGGCCCCUGAGCGCCGCCGCCGGGCCGCACGCUCCCCACGGACUCCUCCGACAUGUUUACCGUCUUUUGUUCCACUUCGUUUAUCCGGAUGUGAACGGUGCGAGGUGUAGCAUUUUUACAUCGAUAAAUCAUCCGCACAUUAAUGCGGCGCUGCAAUAACCGCCGUAAACAGCCGAGAGCCUUUCAGCCCGUCAGCCGCGGCCGCGCUGCGUUUCUCAUCACCGGCCACUAGGGGGGGUUUGUCAGGAAUCUGCUCUGUUGCUUUACGGCACAAAACAGGAAGAGGGCGCUGUUCUUCCAGCGGCAAACAGACCUAAAGCUUCCGGCAGCUUCUGAAAGGGACAGGAACGGGGCUGAUGGGAAAUGUAGUCUCAAUGUGGAGAAACAGGAGCGCCAACCAAACCCACUGCAGGAGCGCGAGGCCGACGGGUGUUUCCAUGGAAAUCUCUUUUGUUUACGGUGAUUAUUGCGAGGCGCCGUGUUUGAAAAAUGCUACACGCGGCACCUUUGACCUCCGGCGUGCAUGCGGGCCGGAGGCCUGACAGACUGUAGCAUCCCGAGCGUCUUCACCGACGUCACAACCACACAAACAGGAAGUGAGCGGCGACCCGGCGCCGCCUCCCUGCGGAGCAGCAUGAC
This is a messenger RNA of Myripristis murdjan (pinecone soldierfish), 2144 nucleotides long. It is a transcript of the gene cpne4a, whose product is annotated as copine IVa. Gene Ontology annotation, molecular function: calcium-dependent phospholipid binding. Gene Ontology annotation, cellular component: plasma membrane. The transcript is spliced from 15 exons. The coding region runs from base 1 to 1515 and encodes 504 amino acids. Lineage: Eukaryota; Metazoa; Chordata; Actinopteri; Holocentriformes; Holocentridae. The record is from RefSeq and is a predicted model, not a curated record. Gene Ontology annotation, biological process: cellular response to calcium ion.